GCUUCUGAGUUCGUCUCCGGACGCAUGGCUCUGAAGAGAGAAGAGGUUGUCUGCGAAAAGUUUCAAGGUGUGUUGUUAAGUGCCUUUUCCUGUUACGAAGCUCAAUCUCACGUUUCUUUCAGAAGCGGUUGAAGAGUGCGCAAAAGCCCUGCAAGAGGACGGUGCAGUGGAACUUUGGUUUGAAGACGACGAUAUGAACUCGUCAGGACCGGCAAAGGAGAGAGCCUUGCUAAAGGAGAAAAGCGGCAAACAUGGAUCGAACGGCGUUGUCUCUUGCGAAGCGAGAGCGGAUGAUUUCCGGAGGGCGACAAGGGGAUUUCGCGGCUCGCCGGUGAUGACCGACUAUACUCAGGCUCCUGCAAGCGAGUCUCGUUCAGAAAGCAAGAUCCAAACUGCAGUAGUGUGCAGAAAGAGAUCGAGGGGCAGUUCAGCUGAUGCACCGCUCAGAAAAAAUCGCACACGACGCGAGCAUGUCACUUUGUCGAGCCCAAUUCGUGCGCGCUCAAAAGGCAGCUUUCGGGAUGCAGAAGCAGAAACCGAAGCACCGAUCGCGGCUGGAAUGGACGGUAAUGCAAUACCAAGCUCUGACGCUGACGAGAGCGUUAUAUAUGCGCCAGAUCCUGUCUUUAUGCGCUUCUCUGAAACACGGUCUGGAUUGGAGGAGCUCUACCGAGAAGCCAUGGACCUUACGAAGAAGAAUGAGAAGUUGCAACGCAAGCUUGAGGGUCGCCAGAAAGAGAAUGCGCUCCUCAGGCGGAAGAUCAAGCAAUUGCGUGCAGACAACCAAGCCAAAGAAGAGAAAAGCGACCCUGAGGGCCGAGCGAAUUGAGCAUCUCAUCGUUCAUCCCGAAAAUGUGGCUUCGUCUUUAUCUCGCCAAUCGCGGCGAAACUACCCAUAGACCCUAGCUACGUACCGCUCGCCGCUGGCAAGGGGCUAUCCUGUGUAAUAUA
Molecule: messenger RNA, 951 nt
Organism: Acaromyces ingoldii
Lineage: Eukaryota; Fungi; Basidiomycota; Exobasidiomycetes; Exobasidiales; Cryptobasidiaceae
Exons: 1
Coding region: 194-829 (211 amino acids)
Source: RefSeq, a predicted model, not a curated record